Molecule: messenger RNA, 1939 nt
Organism: Anolis carolinensis (green anole)
Lineage: Eukaryota; Metazoa; Chordata; Lepidosauria; Squamata; Anolidae
Product: E3 ubiquitin-protein ligase TRIM62
Exons: 7
Coding region: 307-1587 (426 amino acids)
Biological process (GO): protein ubiquitination
Cellular component (GO): cytoplasm
Molecular function (GO): protein binding; ubiquitin protein ligase activity
Source: RefSeq, a predicted model, not a curated record
CUCCCUGCGGUCGAAGUUUGAGAAGGACUUUUGAGGGGCGAGAGGAAGGAGGAGGAGGGUGUGUUGCUGUGAGGCGUUGUGGAGUUAGUUGGUGAGGCCCAGCGUGCCACUGGUCCCUUCUCCGGGGGCUUUGGAGGAGAGGGAGAUUGGAGGAAAGACGGCGAAGGUAUUAAGCCCAUUCACUCCAGCUUCAGAGGGAGAGGGUAUAAGGAACAACCUGGGCCUCCCUUGCUUUGAGCGUUCCCGGCCUUGCCAGAUUUCUGGCUCAAGUUUAACAACUGCGUCAUGGGAAGAAGUUCGUGAGAAAUGGCUCAUGGGAGCCAGGAACAGAGCCUUCGGGAAGAGCUCACCUGUGCCAUCUGUUUUGACCUGUUUCGGAAGCCAGUCAUGCUGGACUGCAUGCACCAUUUUUGCCAGGAGUGCAUCCAGAGCUACUGGGAGAGUUGCUCAGGUGUUGCCACCUGCCCUCAGUGUCGUCGAGAGUUCCCCACCCGCUCCUUCCGCCCCCAGUACCUUGUUUCUGGAGUAGUGGAAAAGGUUCGGAGGUGCACCUCAGAGGAGCACAGGAGCAAAGUACAGAAGCACCUCGAAGAGGCACUUCAGUCUUUCCAGGUGGACCACGAGAAACUGAUGAGAAUGAAGCAUGGGACUGAGGAGAAGAUCUGUGGUCUGCUGAAGACAUCUGGUGAGCUCAAGUCAAAGAUCCGUUCAGCGUUUGAGCGUCUUCAUCGUAUCCUAGAAGAGGAGGAAAAAACUGUGCUGAUGGAACUUACUCGGAAAGAGAGAGAGUGUUUGAUGAGACUGGAAAGAGACUCUACACAACUAGCAGGAAGGAUGCUUGAUUUAAAGAAGAAUAUGGAACAUAUACAGCACCAGCUUGACAAACUGGGAAGCUCAUUGCUUCUUGAGGUGGAAAAUGUGACAGUUAAGCCAACCACAGAUGUGAAAGCAUUGACCACUUUUCGUAUAGAGCAGUUCAAGGAUCUGUAUGAUGGGCCCCUGCAAUAUACAUUUUGGAGAAGGAUGUUCAAGUCAAUCAGCCCAGCUCCAGCCUCUCUGGUCUUUGAUCCAGAAACGGCCCACCCAAACCUCAUCCUCUCCAAAGAUUUGACUGCAGUAACAGAGAAAGAGAUGCUCCAACCUGUGCCGAGAAGCUCCAAGCGCUUCCUGCAGAGUGUGAACGUCCUGGCCAAAGCAUCCUUUAAGAGUGGGAGGCAUUACUGGGAGGUCUGGGUAGGCAGCAAAACCAAAUGGGACCUGGGAGUGGCAGCAGACUCCGUGGACCGAGCAGCUAGAGUCCGGCUGUGCCCUGAGAACGGCUACUGGGCUAUACGACUACGGGAUAAUGCUGAGUAUUGGGCUGCAACUACCCCCUGGGUGCGCCUGAGGCUUCGCCAUUCACUGAAGAAAGUGGGUGUCCUGUUGGAUUGCAGCACAAACAAAGUGGCCUUCUACAACGCUGAGGACAUGUCCUUCCUCUUUGCCUUCCACCAAGCCCGGGCACACAAAUUCUACCCUUUCUUCAGUACUUGCUUCAGUGAUGGCAAGAAUGAGGAGCCCAUGAGAAUCUGCCACCUGAAUCUGUAGGAAGAUACCAGCAGGCUGCAUCUGAUUGCAUUCAGCAAGAUAACUGGGCCAGAUUCUUCUUGAAUUCUAGUGGCUAGUUGACCUACCACUUUUUUUUUUCCGUGUCAGGAGCAACCUGAGUCACUGAGACCUAUCACUGAAGUGAGAAAAGCUUUGUUCAUCAUCUCCUUUCUGUUCUUUUUGUGAGCUGUAUAUACUUGUCAAAUAGUAUAAGCUCUGGGACUUUAUGGACCACAUGAUUACUAACAAAUUAGAACAUAUUUACAAUCGGCCUUCCACAUUUGUAGGGAUUAGGGGCAUAUAUUCUCCAUGACGGUUAAAAAAAUUACAAAUAAAACUGAGUUUAAUUUCA